AGCAACGACAAGUAGCGGGUAGUGUGCGCAUACACACACCUGUUCCCGACCUUGACCCCAUCUCUCGACUCUACGGCGAUCCUAACCAACGCCCGAGCCGCGCCGCGCCGCGCGAUGCCUCCACCUUCCUCGCUCUGGUCGGCCGCGACCCUCAGCUUUAUCGGCUUCAACUGCAAGUGGUUCCUCAACCUCACGACGCAGGGAUACAAUGUUCACGGGGCUAGCAACCUGCUAAAGGCGCUCAACCAGCGCAACGAAGCCGUCAUCGACACUGCCGAGGCCGGCGACGCCGAAGGCGUCAUCGAGGUUGACGGCGAGAAGCCGUUCCGACGCGGGAUCAUCACUGUAUGCAACCACAACUCGGUGGUCGAUGACCCAAUGAUGUGGUCCUUCCUCCCGACGUCCAACUUCUUCCCGUUCGCCUCGCCAGCUACCACGUGCUUGAACGCGCGGUGGACUCUCGGAGCCUCGGACAUCAUGUUCACCAGCGCGCCGACGGCCAAGUUCUUCACGGCCGGCCAAGUCAUUGAGACGGUACGCGGCGGUGGUAUCUACCAGAAGGCUGUCGACACCGCCAUUCAGCGGGUGGAGGAGGGCGGCUGGGUGCAUAUCUUCCCCGAGGGCAAGGUGAACCAGAAGUUCUCUCACCCGGAGGGAGGCUUGUUGAGAUUCAAGUGGGGAGUCGGACGCAUCGUCAUGGACUCGCGCGUCAUGCCCGAGAUUAUCCCAAUAUGGAUCUCUGGCUUCGACCAGAUCAUGGACGAGCACCGCGGCUUCCCGCGCUUCGUGCCUCGACCAGGCGCCAAGGUCAGCGUGACCAUCGGCGAAUCGAUCCGGCCGCAGGUCGAGGCCGUCGUCAACGCGCACCGCGCGCAGGGUGCCAAGCCCACCGGCCCGACGCACGUAGAGGGUGACGCGCACGACGGAGAUCGCGAGACACGUAUCAAGAUCACGCAGAUGCUCCAGGACGCCGUGCAGGCCCUCGGAGAGAAGGUCGAGACCUACGAGGGUAGGUUUGAGCGCGGCGAGUGGACCCAGUCACGGCCAGUCGAGGCGAAGAACAAGGAGGCAUAGAAUUUAGACAGUUGGUGGGGGGUCGGACGACGCAGGAGCCAUUAGCAAUCAUAGCAUCAUGCCACACAUUGGGCAGUUGAGAUGAGCUCGCGUUGGGCCAAGUCCGAGGUCAGCAGUGGUGAUCCUGUUAGGAGUAAGCUGCUCGGAGUAAGGCUGUGCCGCCUCCCCCGUCGUGAAUGCGCAGUAUUACAUCUCGC
Vanrija pseudolonga is the source of this 1271-nucleotide messenger RNA. RefSeq names its product Putative lysophosphatidylcholine acyltransferase (gene taz). The record is from RefSeq and is a predicted model, not a curated record. Bases 115 to 1074 code for a protein of 319 amino acids. Gene Ontology annotation, cellular component: mitochondrial membrane. Lineage: Eukaryota; Fungi; Basidiomycota; Tremellomycetes; Trichosporonales; Trichosporonaceae. Gene Ontology annotation, molecular function: 1-acylglycerophosphocholine O-acyltransferase activity. Gene Ontology annotation, biological process: cardiolipin acyl-chain remodeling; inner mitochondrial membrane organization. The transcript has 7 exons.